GACACACGCUGGUGGACACGGCCUGUGUACGCGUGUGUACGCGUGAGUGUGUGUUUAUCGAUUUUUUGUGCUUGCGACACGCGCGCAUCCGGGGCGACCAGUGGUUUUGUGUUCCGUUCAGUUUGAACGCUCGGCAGUGGUAUGAGCACAUCCGUAUCAUCUCCGGCAACCGGAGGUGGUGCCGGUGGUGAGGUGGCUACGGCAGGCGGUGGCGUUAAAUCAAGCUACCGGCUCAGCCUGAAGCGACAGUCUCCGAGCUACGAUGGUACCGAUUUGGGUACCGGGUCACGCGAACCCUGGAUUUCGACGAACAAAAUCCUCAACAGCAGCUACUGCGGACGGCGCACCAACAGCCGCAAUCCCAACUUUGACUACGACGAAUCGAAACUACUCAUCUCGCUCUGGGGUGACCCGCACGUCCAGAAGGCGCUCAUUACGACGCACAAAAAGCACCCGGUCAUUGCGGAGCUGGCCCGCAAGAUGCGAGAGCACGGUUACAACCGGUCAACCGAGGAGAUCAAUACGCGCAUCAAGAACCUAAAGUGUUUCUACAAUCGCAUCAAGAAGGACAUGGCAGCGGGCCUCAUUAAUCAAACCACCUGGCGGCAUUACGCCGAUAUGGACGAGAUUAUCAGCCGGCCCGUGUUCGGUAACCGGAAGAAAUCGGACCACGAUUCGCUGGACGAGGAUGGGCGGAGUACGCAGAGUUUGGAGCUGGAACCACCGCCGCUACCAUCGGACGAGCCGCUUCCGGUGAAGCUGGAGCUGAUGAGUGACGACGACGACGACGGCGGCGGCAACCGGGAUGACGAUGAACCGAGCGAGAUACGGGCAGAGGAUCUGCUGACGAUCGAUGCCAGCUUCCCGGAGGAAACGAGUGCGGCCGCUUCAUCGUCAUCGUCCUCAUCGGGAGCAGGUGGCGGUAGUGGCAUCGCCAAAAAGUCCUAUCCCUCUGCUGCGUCGCGUAGCAACGGUAGAACGACCCACGCCGGUGAGGCCGCCGGUGCUGGCAGGAGCAGUGAGUCAACAGCAGCAGUGUCUGUCCGCAAGGGUAGAGCUGGUGGGAAUGCUGAUUGCCGACAGGAUGACGAAGACGAUGACGAUGACGACGACGAUGAGGACGAUGAUGAGGAAGAUGAUGAGGAUGACGAUGACGAUGGUAGUGAUUUCGAUGUCGAAAAUGAAUUCAACGAUGGAUUGGAUGAAAUCUUACUGAAAGCACAAUCCAAAGGCAAUUCUUCGGCAACCGGCUCGAAGACGAUCGCCGGUAAUGGCAGCAACUGCGGUAGUUCGACGUCAGACAGCAUCGUCACUAGCAAAGGUUCUGGGACCAGCGGUUUGGUGAUCGAGAAUGUAACUUCCGGCAGCGGAGCAAAACCGAGCACUUCGAUGGCAGCGGCACCACCACCACAGCAGCAGCAGCAGCAACAGGGAAAAAUUUCGGUCGUUCCAACGAAUUUGCUCCUCAAAUCACCUUCAUCACUGCCCAGCAGCAGCCUCAGCACACCGAUUCAGAUCUUUACGAAACCGACGGUCAGCCUAGCAACGGCAGUCGGUGGAUCGACGGUGAAGCCGACCACGAUGGGCAUUGGAACGGGCGCACCGACCCCCGGAGCACCGAUGAAGCUUCUGCUCGUCAAUACCGUCGGUAAGGAUGGUACCACCAAGCAGAUACUAACACCGGCCGGUGAUAUGACCACCCUGCCCAAGCUGAUGCCAACCGCGACGUUGAAGCAGGGAACGACGACGGUACCACUGUCGCUGGCAUCGACGAGCGGCGCUUCUCAGCAGAUCAUCAGCAUACCGGCGAAUGUGGCACCGAACAAAGUGCCAACCAUCGCCGGAGUGCAUUCCCUGCCGAAGCACAUGCCCAUCGGUCGUCCUCCGGGACUGCCCGGAACCGAGCGUGAAUCAGCCACACCAUUCAAGGCACUGCUCACGCAGCUGGUAACGAUUCAGCGGGAAAACCUGGCCCUCAAUCAGGAACGGUUGGCGCUCGAGAAGGAACGGCUUGAGUUUGAGACCAAGUUCGGUGGGUCGUUCGUCAGCAUGAUCCAGAAUAUGAGCACCUUCUUCUCGAACAUGCUUAAGCACCAGCGACAAGAUCUGCAGCAAUCGAGGCAAACGGUAGCAACCAAGGAAGGAGAGCCAGUGCAACCAAAGGAGACAAAAUCGGUGGAAAGCAAAAAACCGGAGAGCAGCGCUUCCGCAUCUGCAGCCACCAGUGAACCACGGACGCCGGAAGUCAGCACGCUCGAUCCGAAGCAACCUACAGCAGCACCGGCAGCCACAACGCCGACCAUUACCAGUACAUCAGUGGCCAUUGAAUCACCAACGCCAGCUACGGCACCGAUCGGGAAACAUCCACUUCCGGCGCCACCGGCAUUGACGCCGCUUGUGGUAACCGCGAGCAAGCCUAACAAUGCCGAUGAGACCGUCGGUACGCCGUUGCCGAAGAAGCGUCGUAUGAUGACACGCAAUGCGACCCAACCGGCCACGAGCACCACGGAGGAUCCAUUGAAAACGGAAGUCAUCAGUGACAAUGACGAUCAUCCUCCACCGCGCGGUACCGGUCUCCGGUUAAAUCUGGGAAGCAAUUUUCUGACGCAACGGAAAAUACAAGCCCGCCAACGAUUGCGCCUAGCGCGGCAUCAGCACCAGCAGCAGCAGCAGCAGCAAGGAGCAUCCGGUUCCGGUACCGGGACCUCGCCUGCGAGUGGAAAUCGUCGCCCCAAGUACAACAUGUGGGUUUCGACGAACAAAGUGCUGAUUGGGUCGGUCGGCGGUCUCAAGAAAACGCACUGCCGCAACCCAAACUUUGACUCGGAGGAAACGAAACUGCUGAUCUCGCUCUGGGGUGACCCGCAGGUCCAGCGGACGCUCAUCACCACCCACAAGAAGCACCCGGUCAUUGCGAAGCUGGCGGAGAAGAUGCGCGAGUACGGGUACAAUCGGUCGACCGAGGAGAUCAAUACGCGCAUCAAGAACCUCAAGUGUUUCUACAAUCGCAUCAAGAAGGACCUGGAAACGGGUGUCGCGUCCGAGACGUCCUGGAAGCACUAUCAGGCCAUGGACGACAUACUGACGCGGCCAGUGUUUGGGAACAAUCGGCGAAUCCUGGCGGCCCGUGAGGAUACCCGCGGUUCGCGUUCACGAGGACACGGCGAUACGGGCGAUUCAGGCCCCGGCUACUCGGCCGAUGGAGGAUCCGGCAGUGACGUCCCCUCGGGUGAGCCCGCGGGAGGGCAUCUGGACUCGAUCGGGGUGAAGCUGGAGCUGGCAAGUGACGAGGAGAAGGAGUUGCGUGCGGUUGAGAUGUUGAUGCGGAACGCGGAACAGGUGGAGCUGCGGGAACCGAAUCUGCUGAUACCGAAGGACGAACCGAUGGAGAUGGAGGAAGAGGACGAUCCGAACGAUCCGGACUUUGAGCAUGACGGUGGCAGCGAGACGGAUGAUGAAAGUUCCGGCAUGGAUGAGGCUGAUAAAAGCGAACGAUCGACACGUUUCCGGCGACGCACCAAAAGAGUCCACAAACCGAGUAGUAAAGCAGCGGCAGCCGCAAAUGCUGCUGCCGGUGGAGGAGGUUCCGGAGAAGGACAGUCAAGUGCGGCCAAUACGAUGGGCAGAUCGUCCAGCGUAACAUUCGCAGCAUCGGCUGCAUCCACUAGCAGCAGCCAGGCCGUUCCCGUGCCGGGAACGAUCAAAAUCAUCAACUACAGUGGCGGUGGUAAGGUGAGCAUCUCCACCUCCACCGUCAACGCCAGUACGGGAGCGACGGUAGUGACGGCCACGGCUGCACCAACGCUCGGCGGAAUAACGACCCAAGCCGGACGUUCAGGAGCGGCCGCAACGACAACGACCCAGAGCAAGAUAUCGCUUGUUCCGACGAAUUUCCUGCUAAAACCGCAAGCAUCGGGCAUGGGAUUCAAGCAACCGAUACAGCUCUACACCAAGCCAACGGUUACCAUCCAGGGUGGUAAGGCAGCAGCUCCCGGUUCAAACCCCGGUUCAAUACAACCGAUCGUCUCGAUCGGUAGCGGCACCACACCCGGUUCCGUGGCCGGACAACCGAUGAAACUCUAUCUGGUCAACACGAUGCCAAAGGAUGGUUCGGCACCGAAGCAACAGCUGAUAGCACCGGGUGGCACAUCGCAGCUCUACGGUGGCACUUCGGCGGCCUCCAUCCCUGGCAUGCCCAUCCAACCCAAACCGACCAUCAUGACGACCGCGUCCGGUGCGACGCGCAUUCUGCAAGCCAAAACGGCACCGGUUACCGGUGGUACCGGUGGUGGUGGUGGUGGUGCAGCGCUGCGAGCUCCUCUCGGGUUCCCACCGAAAAUGGGUGGUUUCAAGACGCUACUGAACCAAUUGGUCGGACUGCAGCGGGAUAAUCUGGCCAUCACCCGGACCCGAUUAUCCGCCGAAAAGGAGCGGUUCAAAAAUGAAAAAUCUGUCGCCAACUCGGUGCUUCGGGCGCUCGGUGAUCUGAACGAGCUGCUGGUCGGUAUGAACGCGGAACUGGAAGCCGUCGGUGCAGUUGAGGAGAAGCCCGUGGAUGCGGGGAAGUGCUCACAAAUCCAAAUCACCGAUGUGCGCCACGAUCCGCACCGUCGACCGUCGGUGAACCAGGAGGACCGGCAAGGGACUCACUCCGCUGCACCCGGCAGUGAGGAUGAGGAAAAUAUGAAAACCGAAAUUAUCAGUGACUCAGAGGAGGGCUAAAGUACAGGAGGCAUUUAUGAUAUUCAUGAUAGGAAAUCAUGCAAAGAUUUAUCUAAGAAAAGGGGAAGUGUUUAUUUGUGUGUAAUUUAAACAAUUUAAUAUUAGUGUAAAGGCAAUCCGGUGCCCAUCGUACCGUAAGUACUUAAGAAAAGGCAAUAAAACCACGAUAACGAGUUAUUUGAUUUAGUUCGCUAGCGCUCCCUAUCGGUUUGGUGCAGAACCAGCGUUUGACAGCUUUCUUAAGGCCUCCGCAAACUUCAUGCGUAGCGGGGCUCC
Anopheles aquasalis is the source of this 4998-nucleotide messenger RNA. RefSeq lists its product as uncharacterized. Gene Ontology annotation, biological process: positive regulation of DNA-templated transcription. Gene Ontology annotation, cellular component: nuclear body. NCBI's taxonomy places the organism in Eukaryota, Metazoa, Arthropoda, Insecta, Diptera, Culicidae. The record is from RefSeq and is a predicted model, not a curated record.